Leishmania major strain Friedlin is the source of this 3660-nucleotide messenger RNA. RefSeq lists its product as hypothetical. Bases 1 to 3660 code for a protein of 1219 amino acids. The transcript has a single exon. The record is from RefSeq and is a predicted model, not a curated record. NCBI's taxonomy places the organism in Eukaryota, Euglenozoa, Kinetoplastea, Trypanosomatida, Trypanosomatidae.
AUGUACGGUCAGCCGUGGAACACGCCAACGACAUUGCACUCCCUCGUUGAAUCCGUGACACGCGAGUCCGGUGAGGCGGCCGCAGCUCGGGCCGGCACUAGCAAGAGUACAGUACCUCGUCUCGCCGUGUCUCGGUCGCUGCCAUGCUCCACUACUGUCGUACAGGAGACUGUGACCAACACCGGACGAGUGGUAUCUACGGUUGCAACAGGAGCGGCCGCGCCUUCUUCGUUACUCACAGGCACCGACACACCAACACCGCUAUGGAGGUCCACGGCUACCACGGCCGCCGUGCGGGCCGAGCACUUGCGUGAGCUCGAGGACUUCCUCGAGCAGCGCGGUGGGCGAGGCACGUCGAUGGAGGGCCGACACAAGGUCAUUCAGAAGGCGCUCUCCCUCCUGCCUGUCGUGUACCCGCCCCUCGCCAAGGUGGCGGAGCCGAUGCAGCGCUACAUCGAGGACGUAGCUGCGUCGCUGCGCCGCGCCGCCACGGAGAAGGCAGAAGCGCUGCAGCAUCAGGAGAGAGAGCUGUACGGGCAGUUCGAAGCGUUUUUCGAAGGGAAGAUACGCGAGCUCAUGCGGGCGAGGAAGCAGGCAGAGGAGGAGGCAAAGGCGGAGCACGCUGCCGCCUUCGCCCUGCGUCAGGAGCGCGAUGUGGAGCUGAUGGCGGUGAAGGAGCAGCUGAUGCAGCGCAUGAACACUUGCGAGAAGACGGAGGAUCAGUUCCGCGACUUCCGUCACCUGAUCGCGUCUGUGUUCAACACCAAUCAGCAGCUGAACCUCCGCAUUGAGCAGCUGGAGGAGGUGCUAGCGCGCCACCGCAUCGAUCUCCCCCCCGCCAGCGAGGAGAUGAUGGCGUUCCAGACGUCGUUGGACGGGCAGCGAUCUUUUGUGCCUCAGGCCUCGACCGUCGACGGCGACGGCGACGAUGACAGCAGUAGCGGCGGCGGUGGGGUGCGUGGCGGUCGCAACAAGUCGCACAAGCUGCCGGUGAAGUUCAUGGCCGCUGCCAAGCAGGAGCUGGUGAACUCACGCCUGACGCUGCAGGAGGAGCUACUGCACUCCGCCUUCGACGACCACUCCGCCUACCGCAUGCGCAUUACCGGGCUCAAGCAGCAGAAUCUGGACCUCAGCUUCACUGUGUCAGAGCUGGAGGAGCAGGUGCGGGACUUGUACACGUACAUCCACGAGAAGCGAUUUGCGCGGCAGGUGGAUGAGCAGGGCAACGAGAUUGCCGUGAUGACGCCGCGACCGCGCGGGGUGCCGCUGGCUUUGCAAACGGAGCUCGGCAUCGACCUUCGCCAUUCCACCGCCAACAUCCUGUCCGAGCUUUCCACUUUGUCGAUCAACAUGAAGCACCAGCUCAACUCCGCCCUCCUGCGUGCGCGUCAGCUGCACACGCUGUCAGCGUGGCUCGACGAAGGGAACGAGACCUCUGUCAGCGGUGGCGGGGUCGGUGGCAUGCUGGAGCGGGUCUCGGAGGCGGCCGCCAUUCCGGUGUUCCCCGUUUCCGCGUGGCCGUCGAUUCCGCACUUCCUGCGCACCUUCAUCGCCCCCGACGUGCCGAACUACUUCUGGACGGAAACCCAGGCGGCGUGCAUCCUGUACAACUUUUUCAAACGCUACAAGGCGAUUCGUCGCCGUGCACGUUUCGUGCGGGAUAACAAGAUGCUCGCCCCACGCGUCUACCAGCUCUUCGAGCACCGUGAGGUGCUGUUGACGCGACUGGACGCGGGAAAGGAGGAUGUGGCGGCGGCAGAGGAAAACACGCCAUUCGGCUACGUGGUCACACAGUUCGCCCGCGAGGUGCUGGCGAACCUGUCCCCGCAGAACACGCAACCGCAUCUGCCGCUCGUGUUGCCCGGCACCGUCGCGCUUCGCUUCCCCCAAACAAGCAGCACACCGUCCCAAAGCAAAUCGCUCCAAAGCGGCGACGUCGUGGGUGACGGCAUGCACGGCCCCGGAUCGCAACGGACCCCGAUAGCCGACGAGCGACUGACGGUGAAGGACUGCCCGUGGAAGGAGGCUGCCCCGAUCGUGGAGUUCGAGUUGGCGCGUUUCACGUACAACCUGUGGUACGCGGCGGUGCGCUACCAACCGUCGCAGCCGCUCUGCGAGCUGUUCCUCAAGCUGGUCGAUGGCCAGGUGCCCAUGGAGACGUUCGAUUUGAUGGAGACGGUGCUCGGCCGACUGCGGCGGCGCAUCGAGGGGCUGGACAGCGACGGCACUCGCCGCUUUGCAUACUCGCGGCUGGUGAAGGCAGUAGUGCGAUCCGUGUCCGACAUGGACGCCAAAGUCGGGCUGCGCGCCGUCCAGGCGGUGGCACAGACCUUCGAGGCGAACCACAUGCCGCUAUACGGUGGCACCCUCGGCUCGGUAGCUCUCUUCGCUGAUGAGACGUACUGCACGCGAGAAUCACUUACCGCCUCGUUAGAGAAAGGCACGAUGCGGGCCGUGGUCGGCUGCGCAGCGGACAACACGGCUGCGGCAGCAGCGGCGAAGCAGACGAUACGGACGCCGCUUCCGUCGUCCUUGAUCACCCACGAAGUGCCACUGCCGAAGUCGUUCACAGCUUCCUCGCCACCGUCGAUGCUUCCUCCCAUAGGGGCCACGUGCAUCAUACGCUUCUGCCGCCACCUCGUCCACGACACGCUGGAAGGCCUCUACAUCCGCAUCGAAGCCGCGUUGUGCCCGCUGGUGGAGGAGAGCGAGGUGGUGCUUGGCCUCUACCUGCUUCCUCUUCCUCGCGCAAAGGCGGCGCUGGCGGCGCUGGACGAAGUGACGCGUGAAGAGGGCAUCCACGCUGCCCUCGUCGGAUCGACGGGGACGGGCGACGACAACUCUCUUACGCGCGCCACGUUUGGUUGCAUCUCUGCGGCGGCCCGUGCAGGGGCGAAGCUCAGGCCCGAGGCGGCAGAUUUGCUCGGCGUACACGGCUUGACGAAGGACUACAUGAACCUGCUAGAGUCGCGCAAGAAUGUGCUCAAGGACAAGCAGACGGAGGACCGGCACGUUGCGACACGCAUGGUGGACAAGGUGGUGCAGGGGCUGCCGCACUUCAAGACGUCUACCCACUUUCCCUUCCGCGGCAAAAACGCCGCGUGGCUCGGUGAGUCUGGGGGGCCGGGCGACGGCGAUGAGGAGCCGAGGGCAGACUCGCCGCACGAGGCUGACGCGACUCUCCGCAACACCGCUUCCGCUAGCAGCCGUGGGAAUGGCCUCGACAAAAACAGUGCCAAGAAGGGUGGGAGGCGGACGACCACGCAAGAGACGGUGGCAACGCGCCGCAGCGGGCAACCCCCUGUGCAGGGCAGCAGGGAAAACUCCAAAACCAAGGCGCGACGGUCCCCGCAGGUCAAGCGCAGCAAUAAGGGGAAGGGUGGCCAGGCAAGCUCACUCUCGUUCGAAGGAGGCCGCGUUGGCGCAGCGGAGAGCGAUGAUGCCCUAUGGAGCGGCACUGCCAAGGCGCUGCUAGCGGCGUCGGAGGAAGGCAACCUGGUGGAGUGGUACAGCCUCCGGCACGCGCUGCGUUGCACCUUGCCCACCCUUCCAUGGCAAAUCUUUCAACCUGACGAGCAGGAGCAGGAAACAACGACGGCUGCGUCAGUUGCCCCGACGCUGCCGCCGCUGGUAGCGUAUGAGGAGGCUGCACCACACUAG